Messenger RNA from Alosa alosa (allis shad), 1373 nucleotides. RefSeq names its product sorting nexin 6 (gene snx6). Gene Ontology annotation, molecular function: phosphatidylinositol binding. Lineage: Eukaryota; Metazoa; Chordata; Actinopteri; Clupeiformes; Clupeidae. Gene Ontology annotation, cellular component: endosome. The transcript is spliced from 14 exons. The record is from RefSeq and is a predicted model, not a curated record. The coding region runs from base 77 to 1291 and encodes 404 amino acids.
UCGAAAGCUCCUCCUUCAAAUCCUGCUGCCGCACGUCACACGACUUCAUCAGAUUCGUACUCCACCCGUAGCAGCCAUGAUGCAAGAAGGGCUGGACGACGGUCCCGAUUUCCUCUCUGAAGAGGAGAGGGGUCCAAGGGCAGUCAACGUGGAUCUCCAAACUGAUGCAACUUUACAAGUGGAUAUUUCCGAUGCACUUAGUGAGCGUGAUAAGGUCAAGUUCACAGUUCAUACAAAGACCACUCUCCCCAACUUCAAACAGAAUGAGUUUUCUGUUGUACGCCAGCACGAAGAGUUCAUCUGGCUUCACGACUCCUUUGUGGAGAAUGAGGAAUAUGCGGGUUACAUUAUUCCGCCAGCUCCACCACGACCAGACUUCGACGCCUCCCGCGAAAAGCUUCAGAAGCUGGGCGAAGGGGAGGGCUCCAUGACAAAGGAGGAAUUUACCAAAAUGAAGCAGGAGCUUGAGGCUGAAUACCUGGCCAUUUUCAAGAAGACAGUGGCUAUGCACGAGGUGUUUCUGUGUCGGGUGGCUGCUCAUCCUGUCCUGCGCAAAGACAUGAAUUUUCAUGUGUUUUUAGAGUAUAACCAAGAUCUGAGUGUACGAGGCAAGAACAAGAAGGAGAAGCUGGAGGACUUCUUCAAGAAUGUGGUGAAGUCAGCAGACGGCGUGUUGGUGGCCGGAGUGAAGGACGUAGAUGACUUCUUCGAGCACGAGAAGACAUUCCUUAUAGAAUACCAUAACCGGGUUAAAGACGCCUCAGUGAAAUCAGAUAGAAUGAUCAGAUCUCACAAAAACGACAUCAACAGAAUUGCCUCCACAAUGUACAGCAUUGGGACCCAGGAUUCAACAGACAUGUGCAAAUUCUUCCUGAAGGUGUCGGAGCUCUUUGAGAAAACACGGAAAAUUGAGGCACGUGUAGCAGCUGAUGAGGACCUGAAACUUGCUGACCUGUUGAAGUACUACCUCAGGGAGUCACAAGCUGCAAAGGACCUUUUGUAUAGACGGGGGAGGGCGCUUGUUGAUUACGAAAACGCAAACAAAGCUCUCGACAAAGCAAGGGCUAAGAACAAAGAUGUUCUUCAAGCAGAAACCUCCCAGCAGUUGUGCUGUCAGAAAUUUGAGAAAAUUUCCGAGUCAGCCAAACAAGAAUUGAUAGAUUUCAAGACAAGACGAGUAGCAGCCUUCCGGAAGAAUUUGGUGGAGCUGGCAGAGCUGGAGCUCAAACACGCCAAGGGUAACCUUCAACUGUUGCAAAGCUGUCUCGGGGUCCUAAAAGGAGAUACUUAAAGACUGAACUGAUGGUUGAUGGUGCAGGCAUCCUCCCCACUUUUGGCUUCUUUUUCCCUCCAGAAGAUGAGGGGAAGAGAGA